UGCAGGAGCUUAAUUUGGGGUUAAUUAAAACAAACAAAAAACAGCUGUCAACACGGUGAGGCCCCAUGGAGAACUUUGACCUGCCGUCUUUCAGCACACCUUGCGUGAGCGAUCGUUUCCAAGAGGCAUCCGUGCGUUUUCAAACAACACCCCAUCUCUGCAUUAGGACAUGCUGUGUCUGAUCCAGACCGCUCACAUCCACUCGAGAGACGUUUUCCAGUAAUAGAGAUGCAGGACCGUUGUGUAGCGAGAGGCUUUGCCGGUCUGUCCGCGGUGCGCUCCUGCCACCUCCUGCUGCUCCUCCUCCACUUGAGCGCACCGGUGGAGGCGAGGAGAGUGCGCGGCGGGCGAGCGCAAGCUCGCCGGGUGCAGCAGCAGCUGCUUCAGCAGCAACAGCAGCUUCAGCAGCAGCAGCCGGCUCAUGCGUACAGGGAGCGGGCGGAGGGAGCAGAGAGCUUCCCUUUAGACUUUACAGCCGUGGAGGGGAACAUGGAUAACUUCAUGGUGCAGAUUAAGAACUUGGCGCAGUCGCUGUACCCGUGCUCUGCGCAGAAACUGGAGCAAGACAUGAAGCUGCACUUUUUGAAGAAUGCGUCUGUGACGUGCAAUGAUGGGUCGCCUGCAGGGUACUACAUCAAGGAGUCGAAAGGAAGCAAGAGGUGGCUGCUGUUCUUAGAGGGUGGAUGGUACUGUUUCAACAGGCAGACCUGUGUCAGUAGGUAUGAGACCAUGAGGAGACUGAUGAGCUCCACCGAGUGGCCACAAACCAGAACAGGAACAGGAAUUCUGUCUCCCCAGCCAGAGGAAAACCCGCACUGGUGGAACGCCAACAUCGUGUUCAUCCCAUACUGCUCCAGUGACGUGUGGAGCGGAGCCACCCCAAAGACACAUCACAGUGACUAUGCGUUCAUGGGGUCACUGAUCAUUAAGGAGGUGGUGAAUGAGCUGCUGACAAAGGGUCUGGACAACGCCAAGGUUCUUCUUCUUGCAGGAAGCAGUGCGGGCGGCACAGGGGUCCUGCUGAAUGUGGACCAUGUUGCUGAGCAGCUGCAGUCACAUGGCUACACAGGGGUGCAGGUGAGGGGCCUGGCGGACUCCGGAUGGUUCCUGGACAACAAACAGUACAAAUUCACAGAGUGCCUGGACACCAUCAGCUGUGCCCCCACUGAGGCCAUAAAGAGAGGUGUCAGGUACUGGGGCGGGGUGGUGCCUGAAAGCUGCGGACAGGCCCAUGUUGGAGAGGAGUGGAAAUGUUUCUUUGGAUAUAAAGUUUACCCCUCGUUAAAAAGCCCAGUGUUCGUGGUGCAGUGGCUGUUUGAUGAGGCCCAGCUGACCGUGGACAACAUCCACCUGACGGGACAACCCGUCCACGAGGCCCAGUGGAGGUACAUAGAGACCCUGGGGCAGGAGCUGAGGCGCACGCUGCGGGACGUACCGGCGAUGUUUGCUCCGGCCUGCUUGUCUCAUGAGCUCAUAACCAGAAGCUACUGGAUGGACAUUCAGGUGAAGGGCACCUCUCUGCCCCGCGCCCUCCACUGCUGGGACCGCAGCCUCCAGGACAACCUCCACAUCAACGGCAGCCACGGCAACCACAGCCACCACAGGCACAAUACCCCGCCCCUGAGGGGUUGCCCCCAGCAUCUGAUUGACAGCUGCCCGUGGCCUCACUGCAACCCGACCUGCCCGACCAUCCGGGACCAGCUGACGGGACAGGAGAUGAGCGUGAUCCAGUUCCUGAAGCACUUGGGCUUCGAUGUGCAGAAGAUGGCUCAGCAGCAGGGCAUGGACCCCAGGAGGCUGCUGGGAAUUCUGAAUAAUGGGAACUGAGUGAAGCCACUCUGCAGAGACAGGGGAAAGUGCUGGACAUAAAUGGAAGACGCAAACAAAACCGAUGAGAAAACUGUCAGUUCUUCUAAACUAUGUACAAAAUUAACUCAGCAUUUUAAAAACUGAGCAACUCAAAAACUCUCAAGUGCCUCAUUAGUUUUAAACACAUAUCUAUGCCAUUAUAGUGAGGUGUACACAGGUACAAUGAAAGCUGGGUACAGUGUGUGUGUGUGUGUGUGUGUGCGUGUAAUGUAAAUACAUGUGUAUAUGCAGAUGAGACUCGUGGUUCUAAUCUGAAAUAGUCUGAUGAUUUUCGAUGGGGAGGCACCGGCCUGAAAACACCUCUCAGUUUGUGUUGUGGGGAUUUGGUGCUCUCUUCUGUCAUCUCUCAAAAUCACAAUCACAAAUCCAUCUUCGGUGCUGCUGUUUCCACCAUCCACCAAGUAUGCUGCUUUUUCUCAUUUUGAAAAAAUUAUUUAAUGGGUAAUAUUAACAUAUAAAAGGAACACAGAUUUAAGAUUUAUUGCUCUAAUAUUCUCCUUCAGGCAACUUCAAGGUGCUUGCGUAUUUAUUUUUUGACUGAAAAUAUAUUUUAUUUAACGUACAGUUAGAUUAAUGUCCCAAGAAUUUU
Platichthys flesus (European flounder) is the source of this 2458-nucleotide messenger RNA. It is a transcript of the gene notum1b, whose product is annotated as notum, palmitoleoyl-protein carboxylesterase b. The record is from RefSeq and is a predicted model, not a curated record. The coding region runs from base 229 to 1827 and encodes 532 amino acids. Gene Ontology annotation, molecular function: hydrolase activity. The transcript is spliced from 11 exons. NCBI's taxonomy places the organism in Eukaryota, Metazoa, Chordata, Actinopteri, Pleuronectiformes, Pleuronectidae.